AUGGCUCUUCAGAAUGCAGGAAUCAUUGUUUUCAAGGAUGACGAGUCACUUCCACGGGGAAAGCAAAUUUCACCAUCUCUGCGGUUAGCAAUCGAAGAGUCUCGAAUAUCUGUUGUUGUUUUCUUGAAAAUUUAUGCAGAGUCGUGGUGGUGUUUGAAAGAGUUGGAGAAAAUAAUGGAGUGUCACAGAACCAUAGGGCAAAUGGUGAUACCAGUGUUCUAUGAUGUUGAUCCCUCUGAAGUCCGUCAUCAUACGCCUUUUGAGCAAGAUUUCGACAAAGGAAGAAGAAAAGGUGCUGGAUUGGAAGCAACGUUGGAGGACGAGACUUGGUUUGAAAGGGUAAACAAGCCCCUGGAGCAUUGGAAAGAGGCACUUUCUGUAGUUGUUCAGAGCUCAUGA
This is a messenger RNA of Vigna unguiculata (cowpea), 399 nucleotides long. RefSeq names its product disease resistance protein RLM3-like. Gene Ontology annotation, biological process: signal transduction. The record is from RefSeq and is a predicted model, not a curated record. NCBI's taxonomy places the organism in Eukaryota, Viridiplantae, Streptophyta, Magnoliopsida, Fabales, Fabaceae.